Dioscorea cayenensis subsp. rotundata (Guinea yam) is the source of this 761-nucleotide messenger RNA. Its product is annotated as dynein light chain 2, cytoplasmic. The record is from RefSeq and is a predicted model, not a curated record. The transcript is spliced from 2 exons. The coding region runs from base 189 to 518 and encodes 109 amino acids. Lineage: Eukaryota; Viridiplantae; Streptophyta; Magnoliopsida; Dioscoreales; Dioscoreaceae. Gene Ontology annotation, biological process: microtubule-based process. Gene Ontology annotation, cellular component: dynein complex. Gene Ontology annotation, molecular function: dynein light intermediate chain binding; dynein intermediate chain binding.
CCUCCCCACUCUUCUAGUUUCUCUAAACCAGUGACUUCAUUGAGAUCAUCCAUCACUCAUUAUUAGCUUGGUAAGAGAGAAGAGUAAGCUAGAAGCCUCUCUCUCUCUCUCUCUCUCUAUAUAUAUAUAUAUUUAUAUUUAUAUAGAAUAAGAAGAGUGGUGAUCAUUUGAUUAAAAGGAUUAUUACAAUGCUGGAAGGGAAGGCAGUGAUUGGUGAGACAGACAUGCUGCAGACCAUGCAGCAGAAUGCUGUGAAGCUUGCCAGCAGAGCUCUUGAUGAGUUUGACGUUACUGAUUCCACUGAAAUAGCGCGCUUCAUUAAGAAGGAGUUUGAUAGGUUAUAUGGGCCAGGAUGGCAGUGUAUUGUGGGAAGAGACUUUGGCUCGUUUGUGACGCAUUGUAGAGGUUGUUUCAUCCACUUUUCAGUCGGUGGUAGCCUCGCUAUCUUGCUCUUCAAAGGCGCUGCAACGGCUGAGCCUGAAUCUUCUGGCCUUCUCAUUCCAGUUGAAUCCAUGUAGCCAUGAACCAUGACGAACUAGUACUGCAUCUGCAUGCCAUAUACAUAUACAUAUAUAUAUAUAUAUAUAUAUAUCGGCUUUUCUUUAUUUAUUUUUCCUUUCUGAACUUUAAUUUUUCUUUUAUAAAACCAUCGACUUACUUUCAGAAAGAGAUAGAGAGAAACUCUACUCAGUAAUCUCAUCACUUGUAAAUUUUAUGGCUCUGAACUUUGUCUGCUAGUCAUUGAUCUGCAACUUUUUCAA